Molecule: messenger RNA, 2230 nt
Organism: Bradysia coprophila
Lineage: Eukaryota; Metazoa; Arthropoda; Insecta; Diptera; Sciaridae
Product: glucose dehydrogenase [FAD, quinone]-like
Molecular function (GO): oxidoreductase activity, acting on CH-OH group of donors; flavin adenine dinucleotide binding
Source: RefSeq, a predicted model, not a curated record
AUUGCCACUGUCCGGGGUGGUUGAAAUUUAUACGUUAUUGUUAAAGUGAAAGUGAAAACAGUCAAUAUGAGUCGAAAAUCUUACAUAGUUCUCGCUGUUGUAAUUGCAAGUUUUUGUGCGGUGGUUGUAAAUGGAGACGAAACAUGUGACGCUGCAGGCUUAAAUUGUCGUGAUGGCGAAAACUAUCUCCUAACAAAUGCUCAGAAUAGUCAUUUUCAUGAGAAAUCACAAACCAAAAUGGAUCUAUUGUACUCGUCACCAUUAGCACUGACUUUUCAAUACUUGAGCCGAUGGUUUUAUAAGGAGACGCCCGUUAGAAGUCUGUUCAAAGAAUUUUUCGAGGCAGACCGAAGGAAUGUCGAUCUGGGAUGUGACGCUAAGAAGGAUGAAGAGGAGGAUUUCGAUUUUAUUGUUGUUGGAAGUGGCUCGUCUGGUAGUGCCGUAGUUCAUCGCCUUGCCAUGGACAAACACAACUACAAAGUUCUGUUACUUGAAGUCGGUGGUAAUCAGUUUCCCUUGUCUGGUGUUCCUGCUCUCCUUUUCGAACUUUUAAACAAUCCAGAGAUCGAUUGGUCAGAUGUCAUUGUACCGCAGAAAGGGGCUUGUAAAGCAUUCAAAAAUGAUGGAGUUCGUUUCCAAAGAGGCAAAGGCAUCGGCGGUUCACCCAAUUUGAAUUGGAUGGUGGCGAUGCGUGGUAAUCCAAAUGACUUCGAUCGAUGGGCUAAUGAAUCUGGCGAUCCUCAAUGGAAGCAUAAGAAUCUCCUGCCAUUCUUUAAGAAAAUGGAGACAUACAGAGGCGACUUCCCGAUCGAUGAUUUCCAUGGUACUGAUGGCCCGUUAAAUGUUGAUGCAAACCGUUUCGCACCGUUGCACGAAGAAUGGAUGGAAGUAGGAAAGGAAAUGGGUUACAAGGUUAAAGAUCCGAACGGCGAAGCCCAAGACGAAUCAUUUUUCCCAUUCGUAUUUAGCAUGAAAGAUGGCACAAGAUUCAGUGUACAGCGAGCUUAUGUAUAUCCAGCAUCUAGACGUCCGAACCUAACCAUUCGACCCUACUCAACCGCAACAAAAAUUGAAUUCGAUAACUCAAACCGUGCAGUUGGAAUUCAUUACGAAACCGUUAAAGCGGAUGGAACUCGUGUGAAGCGAUAUGCAGGUGCUAAAAAGGAAAUUAUUUUGAGUGCGGGCGUUUUCGGAUCGCCAAAACUUCUAAUGCUUUCUGGUAUCGGACCAAAAGAGCAUCUAGAAUCGUUGGGCAUUCCAUCGAGAAUUGAUUUACCUGUCGGACAAAAUCUCCAAGAUCACGCCCUAUUUUUCAUUGGACCAUUCUCCAUAGAUAAAAGCAAGACGGCCAGGCCGAACUUGGAUCGGGAUUUCAACGAAGAUACUCUGCACGAAUACGUAAACCAGAGAACAGGACCAUUCGCUGCUAGUGGAUUUGGGUUAGGUGGAGGAGCUUUGAUCGCCAGUUCAUUUGGCACUGAAUCAUGGCCAGACCUUUACUACAGCUUUAUGAGCAUGAAGAUGAAACCGGACACAGCUGACUUCUUCCAAAAAACUUUCGGUUUUAAGGAUGGAGUUUUGCAAAAAUAUUUCGCCCCCAUUGUUGGAAAGGAUGCGUUCUUCCAUGUCUUGUGUUUGAAUCUUCCAAAGACUGUAGGAGAAGUUAAAUUGAGAAGCAAAAAUCCUCACGACACUCUUUACAUCGAUCCCAAUUAUCUUGAUCACGAAGAUGACGUCCAGUCUGUGCUGGAAGGCGUUAAGUUUGCCUUGAAAAUGACGAAGACAAAGGCACUGCAAAAGAUCGACGCCAAAUUGACUCCUGCAUUGUUCCCCGGUUGCGAGUCUCAUGGAAACGCGGACUAUGACAAUGACGGCUACUGGGAAUGUUUCUUCAGACAUAUGACACAGACGAUGUGGCACUACACAUCAACGGUAAAAAUGGGAAGUGGACCGAACGACAAAACAUCUGUGGUUGAUUCGAAUUUGAGGGUUGUGGGAACCAAAGGACUUCGCGUUAUAGACAAUUCGAUUCAACCGAAAGUUGUCACAACGAAUACUAACUUACCAGCGAUUGUUAUAGGUGAAAAGGGUGCUGACCUUGUGCUGAAUACUUGGGCCUAACCGCCUUACAAAACUUUGUAAUAUUGUAAUGAGGAAAAUGAAAUGUUCUAAUUUCAGUUUUCAUAGAUUUGAGUUUUAAAAUAAUGUUGAAAUAAAAUUUGAAGUUCAA